CAGUGAGAGGAAAGAUGUGGGGUGGCGUUGAGGGAAAAGAAAGAGAGGAGAGAGUGAGGGAAUGGGGAGAAGAAUGGGAGAGGGUGGGAUGGGCUCAACAGGCGGCAUCUCACAAUCCUCCUCCUCUCCCCUCCGUCCUCCUCCUCCUCCCUUUCCGUCCUCGUCGCAGGCUCUCCACCACCUCGCUCUCCCAAGCCAGUCCACACAAGCCGUCCGCCGCGCUCGCUAGUGAGUGCCCCGGUAGCGCUGUGGCGGAGUGAGGAAGUACCUUACCCACCGGCCAUCGCGCGCACGUCACUUCAGGCCACGCGCAUGUACACACUACGCAGAGAUACGCACACUUAAUCUGUAAGGGUACUAUUGUGCAAUGUGUGCGUAUAUGUACGUGGCCACAGGACCGAUGAGCGUUUACCGUUCAUACUUUCCACCGCCAUCAAGAUCGUUCACAUCGGCAGGACGAACAAAGUGAACGGUUCAUAUUCGUACUUGUAUAAAUAUUGAGCGACUGUGUUACGUUUACGUGUCAAUUUCUUAUUUCUUUCUAACCCAAAACAUUAGCAUUAGCCAGUAUCCCUUUGCUAUGGAGAUUUACCAGCAAGAGUCACUCCUCAGCGGGUUCGCGCGAGCCUCUCUCAAGAUUUUAUAACCUGUCACACCCUCGCUUAUCCCUACACGGCAAAAGGGUGGUUGAUUGGCCUAGAAAUCUGGACCACGAUUCACCACGCAGAGCGAAACAGGUGCUGGGGAUGUUCGGUUGUUCGCUCUUUCACUGCUUGCUGGAUUUGAGGCAUCUUAAUUGCUACCUGAUUGGUUGUUAGCGUCACAUCAUAGUUCGCUCAUUGCUGACUGGAGGGUGGUGGAACACAAGAAUCAAAGGAGGCUGGGGAAAUAACAGGAAGACACCAAAGGAAGAACAAGAGGACACCGUCGCUGCUUAUCGUAUCUCUAUACAGAGCAACGCCUCGCCAUGCUCGCCCCAGCCCACUUCGCCACCUGCGUCUGCCUGGUGGCGGUGAUUGUCGCCUCUACUGAGGAAGGUGUCACCAACCCGACUGACGCUCCAGCAACCGAGAAAAUAGUGGACCUGGGUGAGCCUCCAACUCCUGCAGGCGACGCUGAUGGCACGGUGCCUGAUCCCUGAGGACUCCUACGACCUCAUCGACGGGAGCGCUAACAACAUCAGUGAGAGCGGCGGCGGGGUGCACUACAAUGACUCGUGGACCGAAACGGAGAAGAGGCGGUGGCUGCAGCUUCUGUUUCUGCGUCAGGAAGCUGAGUGUCGAAAGCUACAGCUGCAGGAGGCGGCCGACACCUCCACUACUGGAGAGCCAGGUCCGUGGUGUCCGCGGGUGUGGGACAAAAUGCUGUGUUGGGGUCCCACUGCUCCUAACACCACCACUUCGCAGCCGUGCCCCCACUACGUCCCCGGCAUCAGGCCUCAGGCUCCGGCAUGGCGCAGGUGUGGAGCGGAUGGAGUUUGGGAGGGAGGGCAAGAGCUGGGCUGGACCAACUACACUUUGUGUCUCGGCACGGCGCCCAAUGCCACCAGUGUCUUGCCUGUCACUGUACUCGGGGAGUGGUUGCCCACCAUCAAGAGGAUGUCCCUGAUAGGCUACAGUGUGUCCCUGGCAACCCUGGUCAUCUCCUUCACUAUCCUGGCGUCUCUCAGGAGGUUAAGGUGCCCGAGGAACUUGCUUCACUUGCACUUGUUUGGCUCCUUCAUGCUGCGCGCCCUCGUGGUACUGCUCAAGUCCACGCUGUUGCUGGACGGUGUGGCGCUCCCCAUCAACUUCAGCAUCCAGGACGGCGAGGCACACUUCAAUGACAACAGCCAGACUGCAGUGGAUGCCUCGCCACAGACAUGGGCGUGCAAGCUGAUGAUCUGCGUGUGGCAGUACUUCAUCCUGGCCAACUACUCAUGGCUGCUGAUGGAAGGCCUCUACCUGCACAGCCUCAUCUUCAUGGCCCUAUUCACAGAUUCUUCAGCUAUCACCCUCUACAUCCUCUUGGGUUGGGGCCUGCCGCUUGGAUGUGUGGCAAUGUGGGCCACACUGCGGGCCACACUUGAUGACACCCACUGCUGGACUGUCAACAAUGUACAGUGGAUCUUCUGGGUUAGCAUUCGGGCACCUGUCGCCAUCUCCAAUCUCAUCAACUUCUCUUUUUUCCUGAAUGUAGUUCGGGUUCUCAUCCUCAAACUUAGGUCUUCCAUCUCUGCUGAGUCCAUGAAGUACAGGAAGCUUGGCAAGUCUACACUGGUACUGGUGCCGCUGUUUGGCGUCCACUAUUUUGUGCUGUGGGGACUCUCCACCUCCACCAACACCUAUGUGGAGCUGGUCUGGCUCUUCCUUGAUCAAGUCUUUGCUUCCUUUCAAGGCUUCUUUGUGGCCGUGUUGUACUGCCUCAUGAAUGGUGAGGUGCGCCAGGAGCUGCGAAAACUGUACAACCGCUGGUACAAAGGCGACCCCCUUGUUGUCAACUCCCAGUCUACUAUGAUCUCCCACACCAAAACCUAUGCCAGUCGUGGCAGGACAUCCCUCCAUUCCAUUCACUCACAAGCUGAGCGAAAGGACAGGCAGACUCCAUCACCACAGAUGGCACGCUCCACUGGCAGUGAUGCACCCAACUUCCCUUGCCCCAACAAUACUUCUGCUUCACCCUCUCCAACAGCCACCCUCACCCCAACCUACAACUCCAAGCAUCACUCCAGGGAUGUCACCCCUAGCAGGGUUUCAUCAGAUCUUUGUGAUGAGACCAUUGAGAUGCAAACUUGCUCCAGUCUUGAAGGGCCCCAGGGAAAGUCUCUGCUAGAUGAUAACCAUCACUCACUCUUGCCUCCCUCAUCUCCUAAGCCAACCAACAUGGACCAACAGGUGCCCAAGAAUGGUAAGGAAAGUACUCAGGUGGAAAUCCUCAUAAACCUACAAGAUAAUAACCACUCUAACUUCAUCCUUCCACCAAAUAACUCAAAUCCACUACUGUCACAUAACGGCCAAGUCAUGGUAAAGACCAAAGAGAAGCAUUUAACUUUCUCAGAGUCAACUGAACAGUUCCAGAUUGCUAAAGUAAGUCCAAUGAAAGAAAAUGGAUCAGUGAUGAGUGAAGGUGGAACCAAAAUGGAAAAUAUGAAUAAAGGGAUGGUAUGUGUCUCUGUAAAUAAGAACAGCUUAAAAUCAUCAACUCCACAGCAAAUAGAUUCUCACCUAGUCCCUAAAAAUACCAAGGUAGAUGAGCGAGAAACAAUGUUGUAAAUCGUAUCUACCUAGAAUUUGUACAUUUGAUACAGAAGAUAGAAUCUGAACAUAUAACAUAAAUCACACACACACACACACACACACAUACACACACCAAUCCAGGAAAACAAUUCUGUUUAUAAAGAAUAAAAGUGAUGAAACUGACAAACUUGUCACAGUGAGUUGCCAGAAUACAAGCAUGGAUUUUUGUGAAAUUCUUGGGAAAUGAACUGUUGGUUGCAUGGUAUAAAAAUAUUAAGCUUUGCAGAGUGGAUGGCUUGAGUGCAGUACAUCAUGACUUCAUCUGGGUUGUGGUGCAAUAAAGUGAUUAUCAUAGAUUAUUUGUUCAAUUUUAGAGAUUAAGACAUGUAUUUAGCUAUUUAUAUUAAGAAAUUUCUUUAAUUACAGGAAAGGUAUUUUCACAUAUGUAUGUGCAAGAUAAAGUAUGCAUGUACUAAUAUCAUUAAAGAUAGAUCUAAUGAUAGGUGCUAGGAGCACCAUAAUGAUGUCAACUGAUUUUUUAUUAAGUGACAAUAAUUGUAUAUAUUGAAACAUUUUCUCAAGAAACAUUAAGCUUUGUCACCAUAUUGAAAAUAUGCAUGUGCUGUAUAUAUUCAUGUGAUAACAUUUGGUGUUAUUAUUCCAUAAAACUUGUUUUCUUGUUAAUGAAUUUCCGGGAUUAUGCUGUCCAGCAGCACAAUGUCAUGCAUGAAAAAAAUUGGUGUAAUAGUUGCAUUAUCUUUACUUUAGAUCCCAAUUUGAUCAAUUUUUGCCAUUUUUAAACCAUUUACUCUUAUACACUGAAGAGAAAAUAGAUGGUUUUGGAUACAGUUUUAGUAGCUUGAAUGCAGCUAGGUCACCUAUAUCUACUGUUACAAUGAUUAGUAGGAUUUUCUGGUCAAAAUGAGGUAGUAAGUUUGCUUAUGAGGUUGGCAGCUAAAUUGCCUAGGUAUGACAUUACAUGGGAUCUUGGCUUGAUACUUAAUACAUUUAGAUGGUGGAAGGACACUG
Scylla paramamosain (green mud crab) is the source of this 4244-nucleotide messenger RNA. Its product is annotated as parathyroid hormone/parathyroid hormone-related peptide receptor-like. The record is from RefSeq and is a predicted model, not a curated record. Bases 1119 to 3251 code for a protein of 710 amino acids. The transcript has 15 exons. Lineage: Eukaryota; Metazoa; Arthropoda; Malacostraca; Decapoda; Portunidae. Gene Ontology annotation, biological process: cell surface receptor signaling pathway; adenylate cyclase-modulating G protein-coupled receptor signaling pathway. Gene Ontology annotation, molecular function: G protein-coupled peptide receptor activity; peptide hormone binding. Gene Ontology annotation, cellular component: plasma membrane.